Messenger RNA from Panicum virgatum (switchgrass), 667 nucleotides. RefSeq lists its product as uncharacterized. Bases 196 to 429 code for a protein of 77 amino acids. The record is from RefSeq and is a predicted model, not a curated record. Lineage: Eukaryota; Viridiplantae; Streptophyta; Magnoliopsida; Poales; Poaceae. The transcript has a single exon.
UAAAGCUGCUCUGAUCACUCGCCUUUCUCUUUCCGCUGCGGCCUUUCGGUUGCUUCCUUCCCAAGGAUGGCAUUCCAUGGCUGCUUAUUGCCUCUCCCGGAACGCCGCCGCCGCCGCCGACGACGAAGUGAAUCCCACCCAGAGUACCUUGGACACAGCAACUUUGUGUAGUUGUGUGUGUGUGAGAGAGGAGAGAUGGUGACGACUGACUGGGGGCCGAUCAUCGUGGCGGUGGUGCUGUUCAUCCUGCUGUCGCCGGGGUUCCUGUUCCAGCUGCCGGCGAGGUUCAGGGUGGUGGAGUUCGGCAACAUGGGCACCAGCGCGCUCUCCAUCCUCGUCCACACCAUCCUCUACUUCUGCAUCCUCACCAUCGUCGUCGUCGCCAUCGGCGUCCAUGUCUACUCCACCAAACCCGACCCCGUAGAGUAAAUUAAAUUUAGAUUAUUCCAUUUCCAUGUGUUUAAUUUCUCCAGUGCUGGUGUAAUAUAAUGGGCCUAAUGGCGGUGGUGUUUCUUUUUUGCUCCAUAUGUAUCUUUUGUAGUAGAAUAAGGUAACAUACAUAUAUACACACAGUUAUUGCUAUAUACAAUGUUUUUUCAUGCUGUACUAGAUCAACAAUGGAGAGAAAUAAAGAUGGUAAAGAACCUCUGGGCAUUCUUUCUGUUUA